AUGUCCAACGCGGCCAUGUGCGAGCUGGACCGCUACGUGCGCGGGCGCGCGGACGACGACUGGAGCGAGGCGGUCGUCGCGCGCCUGCAGCUCGGCAAGGCGGAGUGUAACGCUGUACAGGACUUGCUAAGCAGACAGCUGGCGAGCCUCCUGGAGUUCUCCACGAGCGACGCGGACACGGCGCGACCGGUCGCGCGACUGGUCGUGCGACAAUCGCCCGCCGAUCGCAAGCGACUGCUCGACACGCUGCUGGCGGACGCGGAGAGUGCAGAGGAGUUCGAUAGCACGUUCGGCGUGUCGAGCGCGUUCUGCGUCGAGGUGUGGAAGCUGUGUGAGGCGCUGUGGGGCGACGAUUUACUUAAUGACGGCAUACCGGGAACGGAUGAACAGUCCGUGGUGAGCCGGCACGCCAACCUGCUCGCUUGGCUGAAGGACGCGGUCGCCAAAAGCACGGACAGAGAAUUGGCGGCCAGCAAUGCCGUGCCGGAUGACGAUGACAAAGACGGGCACAGCGAGAAAGUGUGGACGCUUUUCGUCGGCGGGCGGAUACUGGAGGCGUGCAAGCUUUGCAAGGAGCACGGCGACCUCAACAUGGCCGCCCUCAUCGCGCAGGCUUCCGGCGACCCGCUGUUCCGCUCGCUGGUGGCGCGGCAGUUGCGCGCGUGGCGCGAGUGCGGCGCCGAGGCGCUGGUGGGCGGCGCGCGCGCGGCGCUGCUGGCGCUGCUGGGCGCGCGCGCGCCGCGCGACCGCCUCGCCGCGCUCGACUGGCCGCGCGCGCUGCACGUGUGCGCCAGAUACCUCUGCCCGCAAAUCCCCACGCUGGAGCGUGUGGUGCGCAAGUACGAGAGCUUCUUCGGCGCGGACGGCGUCGACCUCGCGACCGUCGCCGGCGAGACGCUCGACAUGCGGCUGCCCGCGCCCGACUACUGCGACCGCUACUCGGUCUCCGUUGAUACGUGUACAGAAGAUCGGCGCCAAGUAGUAGUGGUGUUCGUGUGA
Molecule: messenger RNA, 999 nt
Organism: Zerene cesonia (dogface butterfly)
Lineage: Eukaryota; Metazoa; Arthropoda; Insecta; Lepidoptera; Pieridae
Product: nuclear pore complex protein Nup98-Nup96-like
Exons: 9
Coding region: 1-999 (332 amino acids)
Source: RefSeq, a predicted model, not a curated record